Messenger RNA from Adineta ricciae, 2499 nucleotides. NCBI's taxonomy places the organism in Eukaryota, Metazoa, Rotifera, Eurotatoria, Adinetida, Adinetidae. The record is from the annotation of a GenBank genome assembly.
AUGAUGACUACAGUCACCGCUCAGAUCGCUGAUAAUCUAUGUACCAAUAUGAUUUUAGGCAUGGAUUAUAUAAAUCAGUAUAAUCUCAGUUUUAAUGUAGCUCGUCAAACUAUAUCUAUUGAGUACGAUAGUCAAAUAGCUACUAUACGUAUGGAUACAGAACACACAGUGAGCAAUGAUAACCGUCUCGGCUAUAUCAAUUGUGGCGACACAUCUUGUUUCUUUCCUAUCAUCUUUCCCACUACUUCAAUAUCAUUCGAUGCUAUCAGUAUUCCUGAUACACGCACAGAUUCGUUGUGUUAUCCGCCCAAUGUAUCAGCUGAUUCUUCUUCUCAUGGUUCGACCAUAUCAUUUGCUCCGUACCAUCAUUCUUUUCCUUCUACUCAAUCCUUCACCUGUAAUGCAAUUAAUGCACUACCCGAGUCGGUAGUAAAGUCUAUUGAUCAGUUGGUCCAAUCGAUCGAUGAUCCAUCCGGUCGAGACCAAUUAUAUCGAUUACUUAUUAAGUUUUCAUCAUCUUUUGACGUUCGUACACAUAACAUUGCUAAUACAUCUAUUCAUCAUGUUAUACAUACAGUUCCGCACUCUCCACCCGCUUGUAAACCUUACCCACAACCUGAUAAAGAUCACACCCUGUAUGAUUUAAUACAGGAAUUUUUACAGGCAGGUCUGAUCUCUGAAUCUCAUUCUCCCUAUGCUGCACCUGCCAUGCUUGUUAAAAAGAAAGAUGGAACCCAUCGAUUUGUGGUUGAUUACAAGCGAUUGAAUUUAGUUACAAUUAAGGAUUCUUCACCUUUACCUAAUAUGGAAGAAACGCUUCGUCGGUUAGGUACUGGUUAUCGCUAUUUCUCUAAAUUGGACCUAAAAUCCGGAUUUUAUCAAAUUCCGAUACGUGACGAGGAUAAAGCCAAAACCGCAUUUGUUACGUCCUUCGGUUUAUUCCAGUAUAAUGUUCUACCUAUGGGUCUGAAGAACUCGCCACCCACCUUUCAAAAGGUCAUGACUGAUACAUUGAAAUCCUGUCGUUCCUUUUCCUCUGUAUAUCUUGAUGAUAUCAUUAUUUUUUCUAAGUCUUUUGAAGAACAUUUAGCGCAUUUAGAAAGAGUUCUUAUUGCCUUACAAGCUAAGAAUUUAGUUCUUAACCCUCCUAAAUGUGUUUUCGCUGCUCAAGAAAUUGAUUACCUCGGACACACGGUUAGUCAAUAUGGUCUCAAACCUCUGCAAGAACGCAUUGAUACUAUUUUAGCACUUAAAGAACCUAAAACUCUUGCACAGGCUAAUAAGUUUAUCGGCUCUUUGAGCUGGUAUAGGAAGUUUAUUCCUGAUUUUGCUACCGUUGCCGCUCCUAUACACGCAGUAACUAAUCUUACUAAAACAAAUCGUCAUAAGUUUCACUGGAGAUAUGCACAAUCACAGGCAUUCACAACUCUGAAACAGAUGCUCGUUAGCACGCCACUUUUUCUUCAUUUUCCGGUUGAUGACGUUCCUGUAAUGUUGACAACUGAUGCUAGUAAUAUUGGUAUAGGUGGAGUACUACAACAGGAAAUAAAUGGUGAGAUCCGUAAUUUGUAUUACCAUUCUCAACUGAUGACUACAUGCGAACGUAAAUAUAGCACUAUAGAGAAAGAAGCACUGGCUAUAUACAAAUGUUUCGCCCGAAUGCGUACAUUUUUGUUAGGUCGCAGCAUCAUUUUACGUACUGAUCAUUGUCCUCUUUGUCAUCUCAUGGAAAAAUCAGUACAUAAUGCACGUGUCGAACGUAUUACUCAUCUUCUUCAGGAAUAUAAUAUCGAUCAAGUCAUACACAUCAAAGGCAGCGAGAACUGCCUUCCUGAUUUUCUUUCUCGCUAUUCUCCUGAUCCACAUGAUGAACUUUUCGAGAUCGAAUAUGGAUUAGCCAGUAAACAAGGUCUCCUUGCUGCCAUGACACUUCGAUCACACACUAACAAGAAUAGGUUGACCUCUGAUACGCAGACAAUCGAUAGGGAUCAUGUCAGCGAAAGCGAUCCAGAUCAAAUUGUUUCUCCGCCAGUGUCACCUAAACACUUUUCCACUAAUUAUUUCGAUAUCAGUCAGCUACAGGCAGAACAAAGAACUGAUCCUGCUAUACAGACUAUUGUACGUCAACUUUCUGAUGGUGUACCGAAUCUAGAUUUUGUAUUUAAGGAUGACCUUCUCUAUAAGAUGAUCAAACCUUCGCGACAUUCUAAACGUAAAAUAGCAGUUGUCUAUUUACCUUUGUCUAUGGAACCAUUCUUAAUUCGAGCGUGUCACGAUGAUCCUAUGAUAGGCGCACAUUUUUCGUUUGAACGCACCUAUCGGAAGAUUAAAAACCUUUACUGGUGGCCGUCUAUGAAAUCUGCUAUUAGACGAUACAUACAGUCUUGUCUAUUAUGUAAACAGCAUAAUAUUAGCCGCCUUAAGAAACCUGGUCAUCUACAUUCCCUUAAUCCACCUGAGGGUCCCUUUCUGAUGAUCGGUANAUGUUCGAUGACCUGA